Chondrus crispus (carragheen) is the source of this 117-nucleotide messenger RNA. RefSeq lists its product as hypothetical. The record is from RefSeq and is a predicted model, not a curated record. The coding region runs from base 1 to 117 and encodes 38 amino acids. The transcript has a single exon. NCBI's taxonomy places the organism in Eukaryota, Rhodophyta, Florideophyceae, Gigartinales, Gigartinaceae.
AUGGCUGGCCCCUUGAGGACUAUGCCUGGUUGCAUGCGCGAGACUGGGAUGGUGCGGAUCUGGCUGCUGAUGUCUGCUGCCAGAUCCGCACCAUCCCAGUCGGGAUCAGGAGAAUAG